Podospora bellae-mahoneyi is the source of this 970-nucleotide messenger RNA. RefSeq lists its product as uncharacterized. The coding region runs from base 98 to 781 and encodes 227 amino acids. The record is from RefSeq and is a predicted model, not a curated record. Lineage: Eukaryota; Fungi; Ascomycota; Sordariomycetes; Sordariales; Podosporaceae. The transcript has 2 exons.
AGUCACAAAGCCGCGAACGCCAACACCUAGCUCUACCCAACAGCGCAACGUGGUCCAUGACCUGUCGUCUUGUUUCCAUCAAAGUGCAUACCAUAAAAUGCGCCCUGCUCUUAUUUCUGUCGUUGCUCUGAGUGCCGCCGUUUCCUGUCAACUUGUCGUACCCCUCUUGCAGCAAAGAGCGGAAGCAGCCCCGCCGUCACAGCGAACUCUCAACCACAAUCAAAAGAUCAUGGACCCCAACAACGGCCCCGGUCCGGCGUUGCCUCCGGACUCCGGAGUUCCGUCGAGGACUGACCCACCUACGCACUCUGGCGGCGGUGGUGUUAUUCUUUCGGAUGUGAUCGGCCGGGAUAGGUCUGUCAACUUAUUUGCAGGCUUCAUCAGAGAUAUUGAAUCCACCUCGGUUCGGCUUGAUGACCCGUCAAAAAACACAACGGUGCUCGCACCGCUCAACUCUGCGGUGGAGGGCUUACCUCGUAAACCAUGGGAAGAUCCCAGAGAGUACGGUGCCCUUGGGCCCGAUGCUUAUGAAGGAGGUGAUGGCCAUGAGAGGGCACAGAAAAACAUUCAGCGGUUUGUGGAGGCUCACCUUAUCCCGGUUGGUAUCUGGUCCAAGGGCCAGAAGGUGAAGACCCUGCUUGGGGAUAGGGAGGUGUGGUGGGAAGAAAAGGAAGACGGGACCCGUGUGGUGCAGCCGGGGGAUAUUGAGGUUGUUGAGGUUUCGAGCUCUGUUGCGAAUGGUGAGGUGUGGAUUUUGAAGAAGGUUCGGAAUUAUGCCUGAAGGGGGUUUUGGGGAUGUGUUUGUAUAGAUGUUGGUUUUACACAAGCCAUGGUUUAUGCCGUCUAUGACAGGACAGAAUGUUUGGCUGAAUCGGAGCUCCUGAUGUAAGGGAAUAUAUAUUCCCUGUAUACCUGAAUGAUACAUAUCCUCACCAGAGACGCCUCCACAUCUGAUGGCUGGCAGAUGGGG